AUGGGUAUUGGCACAAGUACUUUCGUUAUCAGAUGGGUCAAUCUUCUUACAAUGCUAUUGGCUGUGGCAGUGAUAAUAUUUGGGGUGUGGAUGAGUACACACAAUGAUGGAUGCAGAAGGUCACUUACAUUUCCAGUCAUAGCUCUUGGAGCUUUCAUCUUCUUCAUAUCCAUAAUUGGGUUUCUUGGUGCCUGCAAGAGAAGUGUGGCACUUCUUUGGAUUUAUCUUGUUGUGCUCCUGAUCGUUUUGAUCGCCAUUCUUGUCUUCACCGUCUUAGCGUUCAUUGUAACAAACAAUGGCUCCGGCCAUACCAAUCCUGGUUUAAGGUACAAGGAGUAUAAGCUGAAUGAUUACAGCUCCUGGUUUCUAAAACAGCUUAACAACACCAAUCACUGGAGACGACUAAAGAGUUGUCUUGUUAAAUCCGAGCUAUGCAGAAAGCUUUCCAAGAAAUACAAGACCAUUAAACAGUUGAAAUCCGCAGAGUUAACUCCGAUAGAAGGUGGAUGUUGUCGACCACCAUCUGAGUGUGGCUAUCCUGCGGUGAAUGUUUCUUACUAUGACUUGAGCUUUCAUUCCAUAAGUGCUAACAAAGACUGUAAGCUUUACAAGAAUCUGAGGACCAUCAAGUGCUACAAUUGUGAUUCUUGCAAAGCUGGAGUAGCUCAGUAUAUGAAAACAGAGUGGAGACUUGUUGCAAUCUUCAAUGUGGUUCUCUUUGUUGUCUUGUCAAUGGUUUACUUUGUUGGAUGCUGCGCAAGAAGGAAUGCUUCUAGUUACCGAUCCAAAGCUUAG
Microthlaspi erraticum is the source of this 795-nucleotide messenger RNA. Lineage: Eukaryota; Viridiplantae; Streptophyta; Magnoliopsida; Brassicales; Brassicaceae. The record is from the annotation of a GenBank genome assembly.